Messenger RNA from Acaulospora morrowiae, 204 nucleotides. The record is from the annotation of a GenBank genome assembly. NCBI's taxonomy places the organism in Eukaryota, Fungi, Glomeromycota, Glomeromycetes, Diversisporales, Acaulosporaceae.
AAACAUGAUGAACCAAGUAUCACUCAGGCAGAACUGGUCAACUGGGUAAGGGAAACACUCAGCAAGACUAUUAUACAAGAAACAAUUUCAAAUACACUUAAGUAUUCCACUGAAAUUUUGACUGAAGAUAUAAUAAUCAAUGCCAAGUGGCAACGUCAGCAUAAGGUCAUAUACCCCAAACUUGAAGAGUAUCUGUUUGAGUAG